Molecule: messenger RNA, 1258 nt
Organism: Prunus persica (peach)
Lineage: Eukaryota; Viridiplantae; Streptophyta; Magnoliopsida; Rosales; Rosaceae
Product: protein PALE CRESS, chloroplastic
Exons: 7
Coding region: 75-1004 (309 amino acids)
Biological process (GO): leaf morphogenesis; chloroplast organization; leaf development
Cellular component (GO): amyloplast; etioplast; proplastid
Source: RefSeq, a predicted model, not a curated record
UUUCCGAACAUAAAAAGUUGGCGAACGCUCAGAGUCUGGCUCAGUAAAGAGUCGGUGAGUGAAAACAAAGAGAAAUGGAAGCAAGGGUGUUCCCGCUAACGUGCACAGCGCUUCCACUCUCACCUGCGUCAUCAUCUUCAUCUCAUGGAAGGCUCUGGCCCUCUCCUUUCAAGCCCAAACAUGCACCUAAAACAGUUUUGAGGAAGAGCAAGGAAGAGCCACUGUUAGAAGGUCUUCCCAAAGAGUAUUACGACGAUGAAUGGCAAGCUCGGCAAAGGGAGAAAACAAAGGAGUUGCAUCAAAGACGUCAAGAGGAAGAUGAAGAGGAGGAAAGAAAGGUUGAAGAGUAUCGCGAAAUUGGCAUGAGAUUGAAGGGUUAUCCGGAAGAAGAUGUUCGGAAAGCUCGGAAAUUGAUUUCCAGCUUUAUCAGAGCAGCCGAAGAAGUGGAAGAGAAAAUUGAGGAAGCUGCUGAGAAAGGAGAAUUGACUGAACUUGUUUUGAUGGUCAUAUGGAAUCGUCUUGACCUCGCUCGACGUGAUGAAGAAAAGGAUGUUAUUAGAAGUCUUGAUUUGUUAUACAGAAGGGUUGAGGCUGAGAUUUUGAAACGGGAGGCUACUCCUGCCAUGAGACUGCUCAAUGAUCUUUUGAAUAUGCAUGAUGGGUAUGAUGGUGAAGGAUGGCUGAAGGAAUGCAAAAAGCGCAUGGUUGAUACUUUUCCACGAGAGGAUCCAUUUAGCAUUCUCGUUCCAGAAGGAUUUGAUAUUGAUAAGCAUCAGGGACCACUCCGGCUACCACUUGAAGCUGAUGAUGUUCUAUUGAGGGUAGACUUUGUCAGAGAAGUUGAUGCAUUGCUACAAGAGGUUAAGGCCGAGCAAAAUGAAGUACAAAAUGCACAAGGGCUUGAUGCUGAGUCCAUUGCAAGUAGGUUGAAGCAGCAGGAGAAGCAGCGGGCAAUACGCUUGGUAGAAGCUGUACUAGACCUGGCCAUUAAUUUGAAGUGGUAGCAAUAUUGCAUUUUUAUUUUUGUUUUAGUUUUUGUAGCCUUUUCUUCUUCUUGCUAAAGGUUUUCUUUUCUUGGGGGAGAGGGGGCUGUUGCAGUCAGAUCCCCUGUUAUGGCAGCAUUAAGCUCUUCAGUCUCUUACAGGAUUCCAUAAGUAAUUAUUCGAGUACAAAACUCCUAUAUGCAAGGACAUUGUGUAUUUGCCUUUGGUUUUUGGCUUUUGGCUUUCAAACGAUCAAAGAUUCAAUGUCUGAACCA